AAACCACACAUUUAUCGAACAAUGGCAAAGCGCAAAAGAUCUCUCCUCUCAGUUGCGCUCAAGCUGGCACAGAUCAAGAACCUAACAAUUCAAAAUCGAUCUUUUUUCCUAAUCCAAAUCGAUGGAGGUGAAUGCAUCAAGCAUCCAGAGUUACAGUAAUGAAACCUCUAAUGACUAAAUUAACCACUUGUUGAUAUUUAUGUCACAAAACAUUCAGUAUUGAUUUUUCCAAUGGACAUGCCCAGUGUUUUACUCGCUCUGCCCUAACAUGUAUCACGUUUUCCAUAAAACUCAAAUGUUGUAGUGAUUAUUAUCAAUAAGAAAUGGAGGAUUUACUGUUGAAUAUCGUGAAAGAAUCCUCGGGCUCCAAGUUGUCCAACAUAAAAAUAAGCGCCCAAGAAGCUCACGAUUUGCUAGCCUCCCAAAACAACCUCUUGAGAACACCCUCACAUGAGUUAAGGACAUCUUGUUUUUUACCGCUGAAACUAUCUCUAGAAAGUAAGAAGAGUAAACUAGUAUCAUUUGCUCUAACUGGAUUCAACAAAUUGAUAAGAGAUGAGAGGUUCCAAGCAGGCAUUGAGCCAGAAGAUGACUCAUUGUGGCUACCAGCACAACUUCUAUCUGCUACAGCUUCAAUGCUCACACAUUGUGAAGACACCCAGGUUCACAUCAUGCGGGUUAUGCUCAACAUGGCAUGUUCAGCUAGUUGGGCUUUAAAUGGCAGACUUGUUAUGCUCUUGAUAAAUCGCUGUGGCGAUGCCUAUGAGACUGGCACACAGCCAGUCAGAGCUGCUGCUCAAGCAGCAGCUAGCCAAACACUAAUGGCUUUCUGCACCUUCCUCGAUGAAGAAUGCCAAGAAAUUCUCCAACAGCAACAGAAGCACAAAAACUCGGGCAGUAGUGCUGAGAUGGUUUACACCAAAACAUCAGCAGUAGCCUGUUUUAACGAAGCCAUUCCAGUGAUGCAAUACAUCUGCAGCCGCUUAGAGGAGAUGAGAUUUUGCAGGAUUCCAAAAUCAAACGAGCUCACAGUGUUCCUACUCGAAUGUCUACUCACAUUGGUGAACACUUUACCACACACUGUGCAUUCCAACGUACACUUUUCUACUUUCCUGUGGCAGAGGUUUUGUCCAGCGUUACUUUCGUUUCUUGGCGCACCUGGAGAUCCUAGUGGACAGUAUUUAACCACCAAUCAGUCCAAAAUAGUUUACAGUAUUGGUAUCCAAGUAGUACGACUAGUUGGAAGGGAAAGGGCUCUAAGGCCAGUUCUAGAAGCUUUAUUCCAUAGAAUGCUACUGCUACCAAGUCCUCUGAAACGACUGGAGCCUCUUAAGGCAGCUAGAGAACUCUUGAGAUCACCUGGAAGACUUGCAGAUCUCCUCUUAUUGAGUGGACCAAUACAUCGACACGCUGGUGAUGAUAUGGCAAUUAUAAGACUGAUAAUGGACUCAAUAGAAGAAACUUCACAAUGUAACGAUCCAAAUGUACUUUUAGCUAGUGUUGAAUGCGUAGAUGCUUUGUUAGGGUCUCUAGAAGCACUGUCUACAGGAGAGGGUCUUGAUCAAGAAGGCAGUGAGAUAGCAAACACUCGAUAUACAACAUUAGAACAAGCGGAUUAUACAGGUCCCUUAACGUACCAAUCUAUGGCUAGACUGCCCAAACCAUACAGAGAUGUGGUGGCAAAUUUGAAAUACCAAAGUGACGAUGAUAGUAGUGGAAUAGAAGGAAACAUUCCAGAUGUACCAGGUACUGAAUCUGACUGUUCUGGUUCUACAGAGGGUCCAGAAGAAUAUGGCAGCCAGUCAGAAGAUAGUAUUAUGGAUGACGAAAGUUUUUUGACGAAUCAGCAACUGCAGAAGCUGCACAAACUGCCCAAAUCGCUAAAUUUGGGAAGGAGUGUAGUUGAAGACUGUAACAGAGAUUUGGAAAGACAGAAUGCUAGACAGUUCAUGAGAACACUCCAAAACGUGUUGUUGCCAAAACUGUUGACACUUAGAUCUUCCAUACAGAUUGAUGAGGUCUUACAAGAAUUCGCCUCAAAGUGUUGCCAACACAAUUCUGCACAAAACUGUGAAGUAACAACGAUAAUGAAUGCCGAUGGUAUAUACCUAGCCACAUAUUCAGCAUUGUUGUUAGAUCUUAAACUCAUACAAAGCAAACAUUUCGAUGAGAGCGUCAAAGACGUAGCUGUUCCUAUCACUGAAACACAAUUCGUUGAAGAAAUUCAUGGGAGUGGAGUAUUAGUGUAUGUAUCUGCUACUUGGCUGUGCGAGCUUUAUCAGAAUGUCCUGGCAAAGUCAUUGCUGUUAACUGCAGGAUUUAAUCCUAAUGCAAAUCCACAACCUGCCAUUGUUAAUUUACUGACUGAUAUUGGUGGUUUGAGUUCAUCGCAGUUUUUGACAGACUGGCAGAAGCUCCAGAAGAUCCAUGGAACUCCAGAAAGUAGUCCAGAGAUAGAAGCUGGAAUCAAACUCUCUAGGAGGGUCUUGACAUGUUGUUGGAGUUCUGUAGUAUCAGUAUUAGGUUCACCAUUAGUUGAAAAACCACAUAUAAAUGGCGCAUCUGCUCUGAGUAGACUUGUUGCUAGAAGAGCUCGACAAAAGCAUCGUCAGAGGGUAACUGAUGAUAUAAUAACAGCAAGUCUAGAAGGACUUCAGAAGGCUGCCAACCUGAGCAACACUUUGAAAUUACAAUCCCGAAGUAGCAGCAUACUAGCACAUUUGGCAGCAUCAUCUUGUAAAACACAAGGUGCAAAAUUACUAGCAUCACAUGCCUUAUCAUUAGAUGUGUUGGUGUCUAAAGGCUUAGCUUUGGGAUCUCACAGUGCAGCUUGUUGGCCCCACAUAUUCGACGCAUGCGUAGCAAUAGCCAGCUUAGAACAUGCCCUAUUCAGUAAAACAGGCUCAACUCAACUACUGAUGGUUGCUCAAAACACACAAAACAAUAUAGUCACAUCAACAACCUGCUCUAACGGCUCUGAAAAGUUGAACAUGACCUUUAAUCCAACUGUUAACGAUGAUGAGAUGUGUAUCGAUGUAUACAGCUUCCUACAGAAUAACUCUUACUCUGGCAGCAACACCCGCAAGCAAAAUUCUACUUCCAUUCCUGAAAUAAUUGAAAGAAGUGGUGUGCUUAAUGGUCCUAAUCAAGGGACCCUAAGAGGAGUGCAAGCAGCAAAAGUGUGUUGUGUUCUUUCCCAAAAAUGCGACGAACUGUUCCACUCUGCAGCUUUCAGAUUGUCACUACCAGGUCUUUGCAGCUUUCUCACCGAGUUGUGCAAAGCAUCCCAUGCUCAACUGUUCACACAUUCUGAAGAAGCUCUUCAAAAGACUAACAAAUGGUGGAAAAAAGAGCUCGAAAUUCAGAAAAAACCUCCAACUAUUCUUCUAUUACACAGAGUUGGGGAAGUCACAUUGAAAUGCAUAAGGUCAGGAAGACCUUUGAUACAUCUUAUGAAAGUAUGGGCAAUUGUUGGUCCCCAUUUCAUGCAAGCUUCGUGUCAUAAAGACAGAGCUGUAUCUAAGAAAGCAGUCACUUGCAUACACGAUGCUGUGACUGCAUUGUUCAAUGAGCAGUCUGAACUACCCCACUUCCACUUUAAUGAAGCUCUUAUUAAGCCCUUCGAGAACCUUUUGUGUUUGGAGUUGUGCGAUCCUGAUGUGCAGGACCAAAUAGUUUCUUGUCUGUGCGAAUUUGUAGAAGCUAACAGAACGGAGAUCUGUUCUGGAUGGAGAACUUUAUUUGGCACUUUACGUGUUGCUAAUGCUAAGAACAACGCUCCAGCCAUUUUGGAAGUUUUCCGUAUUUUCUUGUCGACUGACAAUACUUUAGUGUUUGCCAAUGCUGCUUUGGAUUAUAUCCUUUGUCUCUUAGCCCAUAUAAGGUCAAGCACACCCCCUGAUGACCAAGCACCUUCAGAGCCACUAAUCAAAAUUUCUCCUGUUGAAAAACAGAAUAUAAUGUUUUUGGAGAAAGGGCUGGACUAUUCACCUAAAGGUGGUCCUAUAGAUUUAUGUGUGGAGUCACUCAAACUCCUUCAAAACUGCGUAUCCAUUCUAUCGAUGAUGUACAACAUGCCUAAAUGUCCUACCUUCAACCUUACACAUAGGAUGACCAUCGACACUGAACCACAACUAGUAGAUAGGAUAAUGCAAAAUAUGGAAUACAUGAACAUACAACAAGAUGAUGAACUAUCCAUCAACGUACCCCAUGAAACAUUGUCAACUUUGAACGAGAUGAAGCUUUGCGAGGAAAACAGAAUCACUUUAUCCAAAAUGGAUAGACCUAGUGGAGUGCUAAAGAUUUGGUAUGUCCUUCUGGAAGGUUUAUCCACAGCUGCUACAACUUGCUCGAACACAAACCAAGCUCUCAUUGUUGAUACGUUAUUCACGCUCUUGAGAAACUUGAUAAUAAAUCCUGGUAUCAACUUUGGUUUUUACUGUAUCAAUCAUCUUCUCUUACCAAUGGUACAAAAUUGGUUACGACAAAUCAUGAAGACCUCUGAUAAGACCGGAGAAGUCUGGAUGAAUUUCAAACAUUGCUGUGGUUUAGCAACUGAACUUGUUGUUGAUUACAUGCACCACUCUAUUGAACAUAGAGAAAAGGAAAUGAUAGAAAAGUCACAACAAGAUCAAUUGUACAACAAUCCAGCAGCAAAUCUAGCAUUCAAGCAACUGCUUAUAGUUCUAGUGGAAAUUGGUGAUCAACCCUAUGAAAAUUUCGCUAGAUUGGGAACAUCCUGUAUGCGCCACAUUAUUUUGAGCGCUGGUAAGAUCCUAACAGCUCACCAAUGGGAAAUAUUCGUAGUGUACAUCCAUAGGGCAUGCACAAUAAGCUUGUACCCCUUACAACAGCUCAUCAAUGCUUUCAAAGAGAACUCCGACAGCUUCUACGGUGAUCUAUCUGUGGUGAAAGUAGCUGCAAGAAAAGAUUCAUCUGUUGAAGAAAAUAAAAGAAUAUACGAGCUAGCUAGGCAAAUAUUUCUCAUGCAAUCCCAAAGACCCAACUGUAACAAAUGUAUUGGAAAGUUAUGCGAUUGUGAUAUCCCCAAUGGCAUCGUUAUAGAUUCAAGAAGUUAUGUAUUCUUGUUGUACUCUCUUGAUCCAACUGCUAUCCUGAACUCUGACCUGUAUGCCACUAGAGUACCAUUUAGAAGACUUGUGGUCGGUAUUUUAGCUCAUGAAAUGUUGAUACAAACUAUUUCUAGUGCUUUAUUACAAAACUUGAAUCAUAUCACCCCAAUUCUUAAUAUUCUCCAAAUAAAUACUUGCAGUCUUAGAGGGAUAUUGACAAAUGUUAAUGCAAAGCAUGUCGACAUCAUGCUUAAAUGCCUUGAAAUAUCCAACGUAAGAGCUAAGCAGUUCGACCAGCGACCUGGAUUGAAGUUUUUAACACAAAAGGUGGGAAAUUUGAACAAAGCAGCUAACUUAUACAACCAAGCUAACACAUCUGAAGUUGUGCAAAUUAUUGUGUUGAUUGAGCUUUGCCUUGAUGGCAUCAAGAAAUACAACAUUAACCCUAAGGAUCUCAAGGGAAUUUUGGCGCAGGAUCGAAAGAUAAAUCCUUCGACGGAUCUAGAAUACGUUCAACAGUUUCUUAUAAAGCUUCAGAGUAAAUGGGAAGCUUUAUGUGAGUCCUACGUUAAGUUAACCGAAGAUUUUGGCAGGAAAAUUGAGAGUGAGAAAGUCGAGCCUGAUCAUAAGGAGAAUAUUCCGAAAGAUAUCAUCAAACCCAAUCCGUUGAAAUUAGAAGAUUUCAAAAAAGACGAUGAUUAUUUAAGCACAGAUUCUGAAAGUUAUUUGGAAAGAGAUGCAAUAGGGAACGAUUACAUAGAGAACGAUUCAGUUUUUGAAAUCCAAGUGAAUAGGUCAGAAUCACCUGAGGACAAACCUAAGCAAAGUGAAACUUGUGCUUCGACAGAUGAUGAGACCAACGAACUGGCAGCUAAAUACACCAAGCAAAUUUAUGAAAAAUAUAAAGUAGAACUGAGUUCUAUCAAAUAUGAUACAAACACCAUUCUGCAAAUGAGAAAAUCUGCGUUGUCCGAUGACAAUAUCGUUGCUGGUAUCUACCCAAAGAAUGACGAAAGGUCAAAAUCUGAAAGUUAUGAUAUCUGCUCUCAUAGUGAUAAUAACUCGGAAGAAGAAACCAAGAAACCGAUAAGAAGUGCCACUAUUACUUCGAGGGUAAAUCCGUUUUCGGUUUCUACGUAUAUUCCACCACCUCAACCUAUAUUACCAGAAAUCCAACACCAAAGAUCUAUCAGCAUAUUUAAGGAUGUUGAAGACUACAAAACGGCAAGAAUAGAAACUAUGGAAGCAUGUUUGGAGCUUCUGGGUAGUCUGUCUUCUGAUAGGUUAGGACCCUUGGCUUCAGUUCUGAAAGAUGGAGCUAUAAUGCUAGUGAGAUCUCAAGAUGACAAAAUCAAAUUGUCUGCUGAGAAUUUGUUACAGAGAAUGAAUAUUUCUUACAUUGAUUAUGACAAUUUCUAAUUUAUGAUACAUUUCUAUUGUACGUAUUUUAUAACAUAUGAUACAUGAAUGUUAUUCAACUACUCUAAAUAGCUUAUAUUCCAGUUCAAAUAAUGCAAAGUUACAAGUGAAGACGAAUUAUGAAAUUGAUUUUACUAAGCAAUAUUAUAAAUUAUUUUACGGUUGUACCAAACUGGGUUAUUCAUCGAAAGAUCUUUCCUGAAAAUUCGAUUUUAACUCAAUCUAACGUACCCCAAGAAUAUUCACAGAAUGUUAGAAAAUCUGUAGAUUACAGAAUUAUAUUUCUCGCUCGUGUGUUUGCAGCACUCGCCUUUCAGGCUCGUUCUACAAACUUCCACACUUGCGAGAAAAGUUGGACUUUCCCUACUUGUUGCACAAUAUACUAUUCCUUGAAUUUAACCAGCAAAAUUGUCUACAGAAAAAAUCUAUUAAUCUUAUACAAAAUAAAUAUCACCUUGAAUAACGGAAAUGUUCCAUAUUUUGAUUUAUAGAUAUAUAUUGGAUUUUGAUUGUUGUGAAACUUUGAAAAGAACCCAGAUUCCAACUAUGCUUUACUACAAAGUCCUUAGUUUUUUGUAGUUUCGAGGAUAAAAAACUUUUUAUCCGAUAUAGUUUAUAUUUUUAUAUUUCAAGUAGUUCUAGUUGAUAAUUUGGUACGACGAUAUAUUGAAAUUGAAACAAGGUGAAAAUAAUUGCUGAAAAUAUUUAUUUGGAAUUAAUAAUAAGUAAUACAAUGUUUGUAACAAAUAUUCUAACCUCAAUAAAAUCUUUGUUUUUA
Messenger RNA from Harmonia axyridis, 7269 nucleotides. RefSeq names its product brefeldin A-inhibited guanine nucleotide-exchange protein 3. Gene Ontology annotation, biological process: regulation of ARF protein signal transduction. Gene Ontology annotation, molecular function: guanyl-nucleotide exchange factor activity. The transcript has 15 exons. The coding region runs from base 324 to 6491 and encodes 2055 amino acids. The record is from RefSeq and is a predicted model, not a curated record. Lineage: Eukaryota; Metazoa; Arthropoda; Insecta; Coleoptera; Coccinellidae.